AUGAAACUUAUAGUUUGCAAUGAACUUCAAAGUAUAGAUACAACAAAAGUUUUGAACUCAGAUGCUUUGAAGAGUCUUAUAACAGACAAAGUUGGAGUUGUUGAAAGAAAGUAUAAAGACCAAAGAGUUUGUGAAAAUGUUGCAAACUUCAUUAUGGUUUCAAACAAUGCUGUUCCGAUGAAGUUAGAAAGUUCUGACAGAAGAUAUGUAGUUGUCAGAACGUCAGAUUCUCAUAUGCAAGAUACAGAAUAUUUUGACGACUUAGCAGAAACUUUGACAUCUGACUUUUACAACCACUUGUUCUCAUAUUUUAUGACAUUAGAUAUUUCAAAGUUCAAUCCAAGACAAAUUCCACAUACCGAAGAGAGACAAACAUUGUUAGAAGCAAACAAGAGUGUAUAUGAACUGUUCAUAGAUGAAACUGACUUUGUGUCAUUAGAUGAAAGGUCAUUGUACGAUUCGUAUAAACAAUAUUGUCAAGAAUAUGGUUAUAUGACAGCUUCUAAACGAACAUUCUUGGCAAAUGUCAAAAGUCUUUUAGAUGUUCAGAAUGGUGUAUAUACAAAGAAAAUUUUUUCUGAGUAA
Messenger RNA from Trichomonas vaginalis G3, 585 nucleotides. RefSeq lists its product as uncharacterized. The record is from RefSeq and is a predicted model, not a curated record. Bases 1 to 585 code for a protein of 194 amino acids. Lineage: Eukaryota; Parabasalia; Trichomonadida; Trichomonadidae. The transcript has a single exon.